AUGAAAGGUUUAGUGCUUGAUGUCAAUACUAAUGCACAAAAUAUCAAAACUUUUCUAGAAGAUGAGAAGUUUUUCGAUACAUUUGAGAUGACACAAGCAAGAAGAAUCUUAUCAAAUACAAGAUUAUCAACUGAAGAUUACAUUUCAAUGUUAAAACAGGGAUCAGAUAAAUAUGAUUCUCAUGACUUAUUUUAUACCAUUCAAAAUACACACAUUUCUCUGAAUAAUCUUGAUGAAACUCUAAUGAUUCUUAAUUCUCUUCAAAAAUAUUUAAAACUAGCAAUUUUAGAAGAUUUAAUCAAUAUACUAAAUCCUUUUAUUGAAAGAACAAGAGAUACUAGGCAAAAUUUAAAAGAAAAAAAUACAGUAUGCGGAGAUGUUGAUCCUAUAGAAGAAGAUCAAAAUACAUCCGCUGGAUAUCAAAAUCAUGGUGGUGAUAUCAGCUGCGGCGAUAUUAGACUUGAAGAAGAUAGUUCAGAAACAAAUGCUGAUCAGGCUGAGAAACCGGAAGUUCCAGUACAAACGCAUAAAGAAGAUCACAAAAUGACGACUGUUGAAGAAGAUUACAUUAAUAAGUGGAAUAAUUUGGUAUCAACAAAUUCCCUUGAAACUCUUUUAGCACAAGGUAAAUCCGAAGCCAAAAGUUUGUUUAAAGAGCUUCUUGAUACAGAUUAUCCUGAUUUAAAUAAAAUCAUAAUUCAGAAAGUCAAAUCAGAAUCAAAAGUAAUCAAUAUUCAAUAUGAAGUUUUCAAUCAGAUGUCAUCAAAUCUAUCCAUUCCAAGUUCUCUCCGCUAUUCAUUAAUUCCAAUUUUAGCUUCAAAAACAACUAAUUUCAAAGCAUUCUUGCAGAACCUUCACAAGCAAAUAAAGGACACAAAAGCAACUCUUUCUGAUGAUUUUGUCAACAAUUUGAUCAGUGCAUUUGAUAUCUGUAACAAAUAUGAUGAACAAGUAACACAAAAUCAUGGUUAUUACGAAAUUAUUGUUCAAGAUAUCUUUGCCAAUUUGAUCAAUAAUAACAAAGAACUAGCAAUUAGUGAUAAUCUAACUUCAUUCCUUAAGAAUUACUAUGCAUUUCUUGAUCCAAAAGCAGUUGUUUCAUUCAUUUGCAAGAAGAAAUGCUUGCAAUUACAAAAUGUUGAAUCAUUGAAGAAUGGACUUCAAAAUCUUGGCGGAACAUGUUAUUUGAAUUCAACAAUUCAACAAUUGUUCAAUAUCAAAGAAUUCAGAGACCUAAUUCUCAGUGCUCAAGCUCAAAAUGAUAAAUACAUCACAGCUCUUCAAAAUUUGUUUUGUGAGAUGCAAUACAGUUCAAUUCAACAUCAAAUUUCAAUGAAACGCUUUGUUCAUGAUUUUACAUUCCAAGGUGAUCCAAUUGAUCCAUCCCAACAAAAUGAGGCUGAUGAAUUCUAUGUCGAUGUCAUCAAUAAUGUUUAUGACAUUCUCAAAGCCGAAAACAAUCUAUUCUUCAUGAAAAUUGAUGGUGAUUAUGAAGAUAAGGCAACUAAAAAUGUCAUUCUUUCAAUAAAUGAUGACAAACUUUCAUUCUUAAUCAAAACAGAUGUCAAUAAGACUAUUGCUCAACAAAUUGAUGAUUAUAUCGCACCAGAACCAAUACAACAAAUGUCGAAGGGAGUUAUGUAUGACUGUCUUUUGAAGAGAAAGAUCAUCAAUCUUCCAGAAGUCUUUGUCUUCAAACUUGAGAGAUUUGAUUCAUCUUCAAAGAAAAAUUACAACAAAUCUUAUCAAAUUCAACCAGAUUUUGUAUACAAUGGCGUUCAAUUCACUCUUUGUGGAACGGUUAUCUACUAUGGAACUACACAACAUGGACACUAUUACUCAUACUGUAAACAAGGAGAAAAUUGGUACCUAUUUAACGAUACUCAAGUAGCACAAACAUCAUUGAAACAAGUAUUGAAGGAAUCAAAUGAUUCUGCAAAUAUGCUUUUCUACAGAAGAGUUAACAACGGUCCUUCAUCAAUGACAUCGUUGUUGAAACAUGAUAAAAAGUUCAUGUAUAUAAUCAAUAACUUUACCAAAUCAUCAGAAGAUCCGGAUAUCCUUGUUUGCAGAUAUGCUACUCACAUCGAACUUGGUAGAAAUAAAGAGGCCACAGAAACAAAAGCAAAACUUAAGAAGCCAAUUUCAUUCCUUAAGAUAGAUGAUUUCUUCAAAGCAUAUCUUUUGCAUCCAAAUCUAAAUGUCAGGAAUGAAAUGCUCAAACUGUUCCAAGAGAACUUUGAUCCUUCAAACGAUGAUUGGUACUUUGAUUACAUUUCCGACGUCAUUUUAUCUAACAAAUGCUACCUUUAUGAAAGAAAGCAGUUUUGGGAUUGUUGUUUCAGAGUUUUCGAACCUGUUAAAACAAUUUCAAUUGUGGCAUUUCAGAAUCUUGCUUCAUUUUUCGUAAAUGGAUGCUUUUCUGGUAUCAUUUCUCAAGGCGCAAAUGUUCAGCAUUUGAUUGCUACAAUUAGAAAAUGUGUUGAUAAACCGACUCUAAAACAGCACUUAUACAAAUAUAGAAGUUGCUACGGAAUUUUCCUAAACUACUAA
This is a messenger RNA of Trichomonas vaginalis G3, 2553 nucleotides long. Its product is annotated as ubiquitinyl hydrolase protein. The record is from RefSeq and is a predicted model, not a curated record. Gene Ontology annotation, molecular function: cysteine-type endopeptidase activity; cysteine-type deubiquitinase activity. The transcript has a single exon. Bases 1 to 2553 code for a protein of 850 amino acids. Gene Ontology annotation, biological process: protein deubiquitination. Lineage: Eukaryota; Parabasalia; Trichomonadida; Trichomonadidae. Gene Ontology annotation, cellular component: nucleus; cytosol.